CAAAAGCCAUGUGGGCUAAGUCCGGGUCUUAAGUUAGUACAGUUAGUUGCAGAUUUUUAGCACUAUUUUAAUUUUAAAUUGCUUGCACUUAUGUACGUUGAGGUAUCACCUCCUUUCUUGAUUCACUGAAUAAAAGCUUUAAGCUUUAAGCAUACUCUGCUCUGUUUUCUUGUUGUCACUAUUUCAUUGCCAUUCUCAAGUUAUAGGCUUGUGAAAAGCCAACAUUUGGUAUCAGAGCGAAUCUGGUAUAUGCCCAAGUAUCAACCUCGUGAAAGAUGAUUGGCAACAAUAAUCACUUUGCACUAUCCGAUGUUAACAUGAAGCAACUACGGGGCAUGGGCGAUUAAGAUGAGAGUCUUUAUGCAAGCUCAUGGAGUCUGGAAGCUGUCGAACCAAGAACACAAAAUACCAUGGUAAAAGCAAAGAAAGAUAAGAUGGCAUUAGCAUCCAUCUACCAAGGUAUUCCUAAAGACCUUCUGUUGUCAUUGGCGGAGAAGAAGAAGUCCAAAGAAGUGUGGGAGGCACUUAAAGUCAUGUUUAUGGGAGCAGACAGAGUGAAGAUUGCUAGAAAUCAGACAAUAAAGGCUGAAUUUGAAACCAUGAGCAUGAAGGAGACAGAAGUUGUUGAUGAAUUUACCACGAAAGUGAAAAAUAUUGUAAGCACUAUGCGAUCCCUAUGUGAUACGGUGGAUGAGUCUUAUGUGGUGAAGAAGUUGCUUAGAGCAGUUCCAUCUAAGUUUGUUUAAAUUGCUUCCACACUUGAACAAUUUGGAGACUUAGAUGUGAUGACUGUUGAAGAAGUGAUCGGAAGGUUAACAGCUCAUGAAGAACGAAUAAGAGGCCAUACCGACAGCAAAGAAAGAAAGCUUUUGCUGACCCACAAAAAGUGGUCAGAAAGAAACAAGAAGAAAUUAGACAACAACAAAUCGAAUUAGGGUGGAUUCGGGGGUUCUCGAGGACAGGGCAGAGGAAGAGGAAGAAAUGGUGGUGGUCGUGGCAAAGGUGGAUCACAUCACCAGAAGAAAAGCAAUCAAAAUGCAUCAAGUAGUCAUGAUAAAAGUGACAUUCAGUGCUAUAAUUGCUAAGAGUUCGGGCAUUAUGAAGCUGAAUGUAAAAACCCACGAAAGGAAUGAAAUCACGAAAGCAAUCUGGUACAAGAGCAUCACGACAACGAGCCAGCCUUGCUGCUAUCAACACUAGAAGGUGGAAGCAUGGUGUUCUUGAAUGAAGAGAAUCUUAGUCCCCAAUUGCAUACGCACGGUAAUCCUCAGAAACUAUCUCGUACAUGGUACCUUGAUACAUGUGCCGGCAAUCAUAUGACUGGUGACAAGACUAAGUUUAGAAGCAUAAACUAAAAAAUUCAUGGAUUUGUGAAAUUCGGCAAUGAAUCGAAAGUAAUCGAAGGCAAAGGCUCUAUAGUAUUCAAAUGCAAGGAUGGUGGGCAUUGAAAACUGGAUGAGGUAUACUACAUACCUGAUUUAUGUAGUAACAUAAUUAGCCUGGGCCAAUUAGCAGAAGGAGGAGACGAGAUUAAGAUCAAAGACCCAUUUUUAUGGGUUCAUGACUCAAUUGGAAAAUUACUUAUGAAGGUAUGAAGAUCAACCAAUAGACUCUAUAAGAUAGAGUUAGAAGAAGCUACUACAAUAUGUCUUGCUGUAGUAGUUGAUGAUCCAACAUGGUUAUGGCAUAAGCGAAUGGGGCACAUAAACUUCAAUUUAAUGAAGCAGAUGAUUGACAAGAAGCUGAUCGAAGGGAUGCCACAAAUAAAAAUCCCCUCACAACCCUAUGAGGGUUGUUUGGUGGGAAAAAAAACAAGGAAUCUAUUUCCAUCUCAGGAAAACUUUAGGGCGAAGAAGAAGCUUGAACUAAUCCAUGGUGAUUUAUGUGGGCCAGUCACUCCUCCUACACCCUCUGGGAACAUAUACUUUAUGUUAAUUGUUGAUGAUUUCAGUAGGGUAAUGUGGGUGUACCUGAUGAAAUCUAAGGAUGAAGCUCUACAAGUGUUUAAGAUUUUUAUAAGCAAUGUAGAGAUUGAAACAGGGGAGAAGGUGAAGGUGGUCAGAACCGAUUGUGGGGGUGAGUUCAUGUCAAAUGAAUUCACUAAGUAUUGCAAAGAAACUAGGUUAAAAAGGCACUACACGUCUCCAUACUCUCCACAGCAAAAUGGAGUAGUAGAGAGACGUAAUCAGACUGUCUUGAAAAUGGUCAGAUGCAACUUGAAGACAAUGGCAAUGCCUGAUGUACUAUGGGGAGAAGCUGUAGCACACUCUGUUUAUGUUCUAAACAGAGUUCAAACGAAGGCCUUGAAAGACUUGACUCCAUAUGAAAUGUGGAUUGGGAGAAAGCCACAUAUUGAUCAUCUUAGAGUAUUUGGAUGCGUGGCUCACAUGAAAAUUGCAAAGGGGCACUUACAGAAGUUAGAAGAUAGAAGUAUUCUCCUGGUUCACCUCAGAGUUGAAAAGGGAUCGAAAGCAUACAGGCUUUUAGACCCAGAUACGGGGAAAAUGUACGUAAGUCGUGAUGUUGUGUUCGAAGAAAAUCGGGCAUGGACGUGGGAGAAGAGUGAAAAGAUUAAAGCGACACCAAGAAUAAGCUUCACCGUCGAAGGCUUUGAUUUCGUCAGAGAAGUCUAUGAUGAUGAAGGAGAAUGGGUACCAGACUGGAUCAAGAAAGUGGGUCGUCAUCUACUUGGGCCAAUAGUGAGCAGUCAAAUAUUUCGGGUCACCCACAAGUAAGCCCACCGGGUAGUCCGAUACCGAUAAACACCCCGGUCACACCCAAUUCCCCCAUUACGCUUGAUUCAUCAAUUCAAUUGUCGACUCCGAGCACCGCCUCGAGUUCUACUGCGGUGGUGCCCCAAAACGGUUCAGGAUGCUCACAAACCUAUACGAAAGCAAAAAUGAGAUUCAUAUACCCCUUGAGGAACUUAUGUUGAUACGAAACGAUGAAGAGCCUUCAUCAUAUAUCGAAGCCAGUAAGUAAGAAAAGGGAAUGGCGAGAAGCAAUGGAUGCUGAAUUAGCUUCAAUUGAAAGAAACAACACCUAGAGUUUGGUCAAUCUUCCAAAGAAUCGAAAGGCCAUCGGAUUAAAAUGGGUAUUCAAACUGAAGAGGGAUCCAAAUGGGAAAAUUGUAAAACAUAAAGCUAGAAUUGUGGCGAAGGGAUAUGUUCAAAAGCACGGGAUCGAUUUCGAUGAAGUAUUCGCACCAGUGGCUAUAAUCGAGACAAUCCGGCUUAUUCUAGCUUUAGCAGGUUCAAAUGGGUGGAAAGUGCAUCAUCUGGAUGUCAAGUCGGCAUUUUUAAAUAGGAACCUAGAAGAAGAAGUCUAUGCCUCGCAACCAGAUGGCUACCAGAAGAAAGGUGAAGCUCACAAGGUUUACAAACUGGCUAAAGUUCUCUACCGGCUCAAACAAGCCCCUAGGGCUUGGAAUGCAUGCCUGGAUCAACAUUUGAAGAGUCUUGGAUUCACGAGAUGUGCUCACGAGUACUCAGUCUACACCAAGAGGUCUGAUGGAAACAUCUUGAUUGUAGGAGUGUACGUAGAUGAUUUACUUGUGACAAGAAGCUGCCCUAAAAGUGUUCAGAUGUUCAAAAAGGACAUGAACACCAAGUUUGAAAUGGGUGAUCUGGGGUUCUUGACUCAUUAUUUGGGAAUUGAAGUGAACCAAAAAGGAGAUAGGAUUACAUUGAAACAAGAAUCCUAUGCCAAAAACCUGCUUGUCAAAACAGGUAUGCAAGACUGUAAUCCCACAAAGACUCCAAUGGAACACAAGCUCAGACUUCGGAAGAAAGAUGAAAGCGAACUAGUAAAUCCCACUGAAUAUCGAAGCAUUGUUGGUGGCUUAAGGUACCUAACUCAUACUUUCCCAGACAUCUCUUUCGUUGUUGGAAUUGUAAGUCGAUUUAUGGAAAAGCCAACUGUGAAUCACCUUCAAGCAGUGAAGGGUAUACUCAGGUACAUAAAGGGCACUUUGAAUUUCGGUUUGAAGUACUCAAAAGGAAAGGAAAAUGUCACUCAAAAGCAAAUGAUGUCAAUGAUCGAAAAAGCACAGGUGGCAUGGCGUUCUACAUGAAUGAAAACUUGAUCACAUGGGCAUCACAGAAUCAGAGGUGUGUGGCACUCUCUUCCUGUGAAGCAGAAUUUAUGGCUGCCACAAUGGCAGCCUGUUAAGGAAUUUGGCUGAGAAGGCUACUCAGUGAGAUAACAGGCCAAAAGGUGCCACCUGUAGAGAUGAAGGUAGACAACAAAUCAUCUCUUGAUCUGAUGAAGAAUCCAGUUUUCCAUGGCAGAAGUAAGCACAUAGACAUCCGUUUCCAUUUCAUCCGAGAAUGUAUUGAAAAUGGAGAUAUACAGUCACUCAUGUAUGGAGCAAGGAACAGAAGGCUGAUAUCCUAACCAAGCCAUUGGGAAAACUGAAGUUCGAGGAGAUGCGAAGUCUUCUUGGAGUGUUGAAGGUCUGUUUUCGUGAAUCGAUUGUCCGGAGGAAUUCCAACAUAUUUGGGCAACAUAACAUCACUGCGAUAUAUGAGUCUGGAGAGCAACAUGUUCUCUGGAAGUGUUCCACCUGAGCUUGGAAAACUAGAAAAUUUAGCAACCCUGGUCCUUAACGCAAAUAAUCUCUCUGGCAAGUUGCCCGUGGAGCUCAAUAACCUAACCAAUUUGAAAGAACUCCGCCUAAGUAGCAACAACUUCACUGGAAAGCUCCCAAGCCUUGAGAGCUGGAGUCAUCUUGAGAAACUAGAGAUAGAAGGUAGUGGUCUAGAAGGACCAAUACCUGAAAGUCUUUCCUUCUUGAGCAAUUUAACAGAACUACGAAUUUCUGAUUUAAGUGGAGAGGGCUCACAUUUUCCAAAUUUGAGUAGGAUGACAAGCAUGAGUUUGUUGGUAUUGAGAAGCUGUAACAUAACUGGGAUGAUUCCAGAUAAUAUAUCAAAUAUGUCCCUGUUGAAGCAUCUAGAUCUCAGUUUCAACAAGCUGAAUGGUGAUAUACCAGACGUAAGUCGACUGAAUCUGGAAAAAAUGUAUCUGACAGGUAACUCCCUAAAUGGAAGUGUUCCAACGUGGAUCAAAAAUAAAGAUGUUAAACUUGCAGUAGAUCUUUCCUACAACAACUUUAAUGAAAAUGUUGUGCCAUCACCAUCAGUUUGUGUUGGAAAUCUGAACUUAUAUAGAAGCUACUCUAGUGGGAAUAACUCAGACCUUGGAAAGUGUUUUAACAGCCGUCCUUGCUUGCAGAACUACUCUUCAAUCCAUAUCAAUUGUGGUGGGCCAGAAGUUACCAUUGGAAAAAAGACUUAUCAAGCAGAUGAGGAUCCAGGUGGACCUGCAGAAUUUGUUCCUUUGAAUGAUCAUUGGGGAUAUAGCAGCACAGGAAGUGUAUUGAAUCUUAAUGACAAAAAAUAUAUUGCUACUAAUGUAUCUGUACUCACUAUGAAAGACACUGAACUUUACACAAACGCUCGCCUCUCUCCAUUGUCUCUUACUUACUAUGGUCGAUGCUUACAAAAUGGAAACUAUACGGUUACUCUACAUUUUGCAGAGAUAAUUUUCAGAAAUAAUCGAUCUUAUCAGAGUCUUGGAAGACGUGCUUUUGAUGUUUAUGUCCAGGAGGUAAAUCGAUUCAAGAAUUUUGAUAUCAAGAAUGAAGCUGGUGACGUUGAUAAACCUAAAAUAACCAUAAUAAAAAAUAUUCGUGUAACUAAUGGAACAUUAGAAAUCCGGUUCCAGUAUGCUGGGAAAGGUACAGCAUUUGUCCCUGAUAAGGGAGUGUUUGGGCCUCUGAUAUCUGCCAUUUCUAUGGAAUCCGAAUUCAAGGUUCAAAGUCAUGGUAAAAACUAUACAUAUGUUGCCAUUGGAGUAGUGGCUGCAGUAUUGUGCCUCAGUCUCAUAAUUCUUGGCAUCGCAUGGAAGAUGGGUUAUAUAAGGAGCAAAAACUCAAGAGAAAAAGAUCUAAGAGGAUUGGAUUUGCAGACUGGUGUAUUUACAUAUAGACAAAUCAAGGCUGCCACUGACAAUUUUGCUGAUUCAAAUAAACUUGGCGAGGGAGGUUUUGGAUCCGUCUACAAGGGUACACUAUUAGAUGGAACUCUAAUCGCUGUGAAGCAACUCUCUUCCAAAUCAAAACAAGGAAACCGCGAAUUUGUGAAUGAAAUAGGCAUGAUAGCUGGUAUACAACACCCUAAUGUUGUAAGGCUACAUGGGUGUUGUGUGGAACGCAAGCAACUACUUCUUGUGUAUGAGUACAUGGAGAAUAAUUCUUUAGCACAUGCUCUAUUUGAGCAGUAUAACUAUAAGUUGGAAAUUGAGUGGCCUACAAGACAAAGAAUUUGUGUGGGAAUUGCAAAAGGCCUGGCUUUCCUGCAUGAGGAGUCCGUGCUAAGAAUGGUUCAUAGGGACAUCAAGGCGACUAAUAUUCUCCUAGAUGCUGAUCUUACUCCAAAGAUCUCAGAUUUUGGCUUAGCAAGGCUUGAUGAAGAAGAGAACACUCACAUCACGAAUAGAGUUGCUGGAACUAUAGGGUACAUGGCACCAGAAUAUGCAUUAUGGGGAUUCCUGACCUACAAAGUAGAUGUAUACAGUUUUGGGGUUCUUGCACUGGAAAUCGUUACUGGAAAGGACAAUAUGAGAUAUACGCCACAUGAAGAUUGCUUUUGUCUUCUUGAUUGGGCUGUGGUUCUGAAACAAAACGGGAGUUUGAUAGACUUGGUGGACCCACGAUUGGGUUUCGACUUCAACAAAAAAGAGGCAGUGAGAAUGAUCGAAAUUGCUCUAUUGUGCACUAAUGAGUCCCCAACUCUUAGGCCUAUCAUGUCUGAAGUAGUUAAUAUGUUGGAAGGCCAUACCGAAAUCGAGGAACCAACUAUGAAUGUGAUCACAUCUAAAGACAAAGUCGGGUUUCAAGCACUUGCUGAGAAGUUUGAAGGGAUGCAGUCACAUGAGUUUGAUCAAACAGAUACAUCUAUUAAUCCAACAUCUUCCAGCUCAAAUGACACCUAUUUCGGUAGUCAAAUUUCUCAAACAUAUUGACUCAUACUCGCAUAAGCACCUUUUGCAAUGGAGUUGCUAGUAUACUAGUCAAGUUCUGUACACUAUUAUAAAAAAGAAUCAACCAGAAUGUACUGGAAAAUUCUACCAAUAAUUGUUGGAGAAAGACAUUGAAGACAAACGAUUACUUUGAUUGGUUCUA
Messenger RNA from Lactuca sativa (garden lettuce), 7186 nucleotides. Lineage: Eukaryota; Viridiplantae; Streptophyta; Magnoliopsida; Asterales; Asteraceae. The record is from RefSeq and is a predicted model, not a curated record.